AAAAGAUGCCUCCUUUCUGCAGCAUAUGUGGACAGCCAGAAAUGGGAAGCAAGAGAAAAAGAACACUGUCACCUUGCUGAAUUAGCAACUUUAAUGGAUAAGACAUAUGAGAGAAAGUUGCCUGUUAGUUCUCUGACCAUAUCACGGUUUGUUGACAACAUUUCAUCUCGAGAAGAGAUAGACCAUGCAGAGUAUUACCUUUACAAAUUUAGACACAGCCCCAACUGCUGGUACCUGAGAGACUGGACUAUUCACACUUGGAUUCGACAGUGUAUAAAGUAUAAUGCACAAGACAAAGCUUUGUAUACCAUUAUAAAUAAGAUUCAGUAUGGAAUUCUGCCAGAUAACUUUGCAUUCAAUAUACUGAUGGAUCAUUUCAUAAAGCAAGAAAAUUACAAAGAUGCUUUAUUGUUGGUUUUUGAGAUCAUGAUGCAAGAAGCUUUUGAAGUGCCUUCUACCCAACUUCUCUCUCUCUAUGUUUUAUACCAUAGUCUGGCAAAGAAGACAGACUUCAGUUGGGAAGAGGAGAGGAACAUUGGUGCAUCCCUGUUACUCCCAGGCCUAAAACAAGAGAACUCAGUGGGUGUGAGUUCCCAGUUGUAUGGCUAUGCCCUUCUUGGGAAGGUGGAAUUGCGCCAAGGGCUUCGGGCCGUGUACCACAACAUGCCUCUCAUGUGGAAACCUGGAUACCUUGACAGAGCCCUUCAGGUGAUGGAGAAAGCGGCUUCCGCCCCAGAAGACACAAAGCUCUGUAAAGAAGCGCUCGAUGUGCUGGAUGCAGUGCUAAAGGCUCUGACUUGUCCAGCUGAUGAGUCUCCAGAGGAACAGUCCCAGGAAGGUAAAGACCACCAGGGAGCAGAAGACCUGGUGGAACAUUUAGACAUAGAGGAAACCGAACAGUCCAAGCUCCCCGAGUACCUGGAACGAUUUAAGGCUUUACGUGCUAAGCUACAGGCUCUGGGCAAAGUUGAGUCCGAAAGCCUCUUGACUCUGACCACCCAGCUUGUCCAGGACAAGCUCUCGACCUGUGAAGCCGCAGACAUGGCCGACUAUGAGCAGAAACUGCAGCAGUGGCACCUGGAGCAACUACAGUUAAUCCAGAGGGAGCAGGAACAGAGGGAGAAAGCGAGACAGGAGCAUCAGGCUCGGACAGCGGCAAAGGCCUCUGUCUGA
Messenger RNA from Chrysochloris asiatica (Cape golden mole), 1173 nucleotides. It is a transcript of the gene MRPS27, whose product is annotated as mitochondrial ribosomal protein S27. Gene Ontology annotation, cellular component: mitochondrion. Lineage: Eukaryota; Metazoa; Chordata; Mammalia; Afrosoricida; Chrysochloridae. The coding region runs from base 94 to 1173 and encodes 359 amino acids. The transcript is spliced from 10 exons. The record is from RefSeq and is a predicted model, not a curated record.